Euleptes europaea (tarantolino) is the source of this 600-nucleotide messenger RNA. RefSeq names its product cytochrome c oxidase subunit 5A, mitochondrial. The transcript has 5 exons. Bases 1 to 429 code for a protein of 142 amino acids. The record is from RefSeq and is a predicted model, not a curated record. NCBI's taxonomy places the organism in Eukaryota, Metazoa, Chordata, Lepidosauria, Squamata, Sphaerodactylidae. Gene Ontology annotation, cellular component: mitochondrial inner membrane. Gene Ontology annotation, biological process: mitochondrial electron transport, cytochrome c to oxygen.
AUGUUGGCCGCCGCUCAGCUCCUCCGCGCCCGCUGCGCCGCCCUCUGCGGUCUCGCCCCGAGGGCCUUCGCCGCAGCGGCAUUGCCUGCACGUUGCUAUUCUCAUGAAUCCCACGAGUCAGAUGAAGAGUUUGAUGCUCGCUGGGUGACAUACUUCAAUAAACCAGAUAUCGAUGCUUGGGAGCUAAGAAGAGGUAUGAACACCCUGGUCGGUUAUGACCUGGUUCCAGAACCAAAAAUCAUCGAUGCUGCUUUAAGGGCAUGCCGACGACUAAAUGACUUUGCUAGCGCAGUCCGUAUAUUAGAAGUUGUAAAGGACAAAGCAGGGCCCCACAAAGAAAUCUACCCCUACGUUAUCCAGGAACUUAGACCAACUUUGAAUGAACUGGGAAUCUCAACUCCAGAAGAACUUGGCCUGGACAAACUGUAAACAUUUCAGAUGAGCUUCCCACGGGUUUAUUGUUCAUGCUACCUGACUGUACAACAGUUGUCUGGAGACAGAUGUUAUAAUAUUACUUAUUUGAAAUAAAUUCUUCCUGUUGUUGAGUCCUGGAAUAUGUAUGGUGACACUGGGCCUAUUAAAGGGAAAACCUGGUUUGAA